Lotus japonicus is the source of this 1213-nucleotide messenger RNA. Its product is annotated as transcription repressor MYB5. The record is from RefSeq and is a predicted model, not a curated record. The coding region runs from base 1 to 960 and encodes 319 amino acids. The transcript is spliced from 3 exons. Lineage: Eukaryota; Viridiplantae; Streptophyta; Magnoliopsida; Fabales; Fabaceae.
AUGGGAAGAGCUCCUUGCUGUGAGAAAGUGGGGUUGAAGAGAGGAAGAUGGAGUGAAGAAGAAGAUAAGAUCUUGACAGAUUUCAUCAAGCAAAAUGGUGAAGGAUCAUGGAAGUCCUUGCCCAAGAAUGCAGGUUUGUUAAGGUGUGGAAAGAGUUGCAGGCUAAGAUGGAUCAACUAUUUGAGAGAAGAUGUGAAGAGAGGCAACAUCACUUCUGAAGAGGAAGAGAUCAUUGUCAAGUUGCAUGCUGCUCUUGGUAAUAGGUGGUCUGUGAUAGCAGGACAUUUACCAGGACGAACGGACAAUGAGAUAAAGAACUACUGGAACUCUCAUUUGAGGAGAAAGAUUUACUGCUUCAUGAGAUCUUUAAAUGACCAACAAUCUCUCCCACCCAUUGACAUGAAUGUAGCUACAAAAUCCAAGAGAAGAGGUGGAGGAACAAGAAGCAAGCUACCUAUGGAAGAUGAAAACAACAUGAUGGCAGUGAGUUUGAGCCAAAACUCCCUUGAAACAAUUCCUAAAAGGAAAGCUGCAAUUUUCAAUAGAGGAGAAGGUGAUCAAGUUUCAAUGAUAUUGGAUGCUUGUGACCAAAUGCAGCAGGGCAACAUAAAUAGUACAGCAGCUGCAUCAUACAACGCUAGUGUGAAUGGAGAUCAUAUUGAAGGCUUCGGCUUGGGACCAUAUCAUGAUGAAAUUAUGAAACUUGGUCACAUGUUUGAAAAUGGUAUUGGUAUUGGGAGCUCAUCAAUUGUAGAGAGUGAAGAGUGGCACACUACUCCUACUUCUGGUUGCUUGUCAGUGAAUUCUAUUUCUACCACAGAUUUUCAGUGCUUUGAUUGGGAUUUGCAAGGUACUGUUCAAUCUCAUAAUGAGUGGGACCUUUAUGAAGAACAAGACCAAGUAGUCACUGGCUUGUGGGGUACUGGCAUUGGUGAAAUAAAUGGUUUUCAUCAGUUGUGAGUUGCCCAGAAUUGCUGGAUGCAAAUUAAGUUGUUCGAAUAUAGUAAUGUACUUUUAUUCCAAUUUGUCAUUACAUUAUGUCUAUGGGGCAAUUUAAAUAGACAACUGAAAGUGAGUUGGUGGGUGAAUUUACGCAAUUUGCAAGAUGUCCUUGCAGGUUCUGAAGUCUAUGUAGUCGUUGUAAAAAUAAAUAAGUGUAUCAGAAUACUGGUUGUGUGAAAGUAUGUAAAUUUUAUUUAUUUUAUAUUCCUUA